AUGGAUCCGUCGGCUUGCUUCACCGUCUCACACCAUACCAUCGCGCCCAAAGUGCGCAGUACGCUGAGACAGGCGGAGCUCCCCCUCCCCAACCAGUCCCAGGGCAGCCGGGCCAGCCAAGGCAAUACCAGCGCACUGGCCCUUACCGGAUCAGUCGCCCUUCUGGCCCGAUACCUCCAUCGCCAGCAACGCAGCCGCGGCACCCAGGUGCAUGCUGUGGGCCCUGUGGUCGCCGCGGCCGCGGCUGCGGCCAAGGUUGCUGCGGCAGGGAAGUUUGCGGCUGCCGGGGCUGGAGCGGCGGGUGUGGCCGCUGGAAUCAAGACCAUGUCGGAGGGAAGGCGGGUUCUCGUUCUGGGCACCGGCUGGGGUUCUGUGACCUUCCUCCAGGGUCUCUCAGAAGAUAUUUCCAACUACUACGACAUCACCGUGGUGUCGCCAAGGAACUUCUUUCUGUACACGCCGCUUCUUCCUGCCAGCACAAUGGGUUCGAUUGAAGAGCGCUCCAUUGUCACGCCUAUCCGGCGGGUGAUCAAGGGCAAGGCUGAUUUCUUGGAGGCCAAGUGCGAGGAAAUCGAUAUCGAGAACAAGACUGUGAAGUGCACUCGAGCUGGCACACCCGACUUCUCGGGCGAUGUCGAUUACGAGCACUUCCCUGCGGAUGAUGUGCCCCACAAGAUGGAGUUCAACAUCAACUAUGACAUUCUCAUCUAUGGCGUCGGUGCGCAGACGAACACCUUCCGAACACCCGGAGUGGAGGAGCAUGCUUUUUUCUUCAAGGAGCUGUCCGAUGCACGGAAGGUGCGUGAGAAGGUGACGGAGCUCUUCGAGAGGGCAUCCUUGCCUACAUCCACCGAAACACAGAAGAAGAGGUGGCUCAGCUUUGUGGUCGUUGGCGGCGGUCCCACCGGAGUGGAGGUGGCCGCUGACAUGGCAGACUUCAUCACCGGUGAUGCAGCGGAGCUCUACCCCAAGCUCAUGGACUACGUCAAGGUAAAGCUCGUGAACACAGGGGAUUUCCUGCUCUCCACCUACGACCGCGGCAUCUCGCAGAAAUGCAUCGAGAUCUUCGAGGAGAAAGGUGUGGAGGUCCUGGCGGGCUACCGUGUCACCGAGAUUACCAAGAAGGAGAUCCAGAUGAAAAAGAAGGAUGGAGAGGCAGUGGCUCUCGAGUACGGAUGUGUCGUGUGGGCAGCCGGAAUCCGCCAGAACGAGCUGACGAACCAGCUCAAAGACUCCCUCAUCAAGCUCAAUGAGGGUGUUUCGGAUUCAAACGUGAAUAUCCUGAAGACGCCAGCCAACGGCAUUAUCACUGACGACUGGCUCCAGGUUCGCGGGAGCGGCGGCUCAAUCUAUGCUCUGGGGGAUGCCGCAAGCGUGCGGCACGAGCGAACAUCGCCCUACGCCGACUCGCUCUUCCAAGCUGCAGACCUGGACAACUCGGGAGACUUGACCUUGACCGAGCUCAGGGACCUGUUCCAGGGCGCUUCUGACGAGUUCCCACAGCUCGAAGAGUACGCGCAGUACCUGUCAGCAGCUGUAGAGGAGGACAAUCCUCGCGUGAACGCCAUCGCCAAGGUCUUCGGCGAAGCUCUGGAACGCGAACGACAGGCCUGGAAGAAGGCCAAAGAGCUCGUCUCGCAGCGCGCCUCGGACAGGACGAAGAGGAAGGGGUCAGGCGAAGUCGAAAAGGACUUCACGGAGUCUGAUGCGAAUUCCAACAAGGUCUUCGACCUCGAGGACAGUCUGCACAUAUUUGUAGGCUGUGCAUUGCUUGUCUGCAUUCGCCAUGCCUCCUCGUCCCCGUCCAUCCUGUGCACCUGGACUCUGGACGACUGCACCCUCUCGAUCACGAUCUCGGCGACGCCCGAGGUCUGCGUCCUCAUCGUCUUCCUCUUCCUCUUCGUCAUCAACGCCGGCGGCACCUACGACCCGGACUGCGGCACCUCAACGUUCUACUUUGACUGGCCGAAUCGCUGCCCCUUUACAGCCUCCACGACCUAUUGA
Molecule: messenger RNA, 2004 nt
Organism: Symbiodinium sp. CCMP2592
Lineage: Eukaryota; Dinophyceae; Suessiales; Symbiodiniaceae
Source: the annotation of a GenBank genome assembly